AUGUUCGCUACGAACUCAUCGCGCCCAACGACCGCCGAGAAGGCGAACCCUAGCCUACCAGUAGAACCAUCACAGAAAUCAUCAUCACGACAACCAAGCUUUGUCCCGUCGCGUAAAUCGGUUUCGAAUUCGCCAAUUGACGGCCCUCGCUUUUCAACAAGCGACAAUGCCGUCGCCGCGCUGGACUUUCAGGGCUUUGUUGACAGCAACAACGACCUACCAAGCUUGGCCACCAUAAAGAAGAUCGAAAACUACCAUGUUCUCGAUCGCGACGGCAAGUCGCACACCUUCCGGAGUCUCUAUACUGGCAAGCACGUUGCCCGGCGAGUCCUCAUCAUCUUUGUCCGCCACUUCUUCUGUGGUCAAUGCCAAGAAUACCUUCGCACCCUCUCUGCCUCCAUAACCCCCGACGCCCUCCUCCGGCUUCCACUCUCGACCUUCAUCGCCGUUGUUGGCUGCGGAAACCCACAGCUUAUCGACAUGUACGCCCAAGCAACCAACUGCCCAUUCCCCAUCUACGCCGAUCCCACCCGCAAGCUAUACCAGGAGCUCGGCAUGGUGCGUACCCUCGCGCUGGGCGAGAAGCCCGCCUACGUAACCAAGCACUUGAUCAAAUCUUCAUUUGAUUCGAUCAUCACAGGCAUCAAACAGAUCCCCAAGGGGCUGGCCAACAAAGCGGGAGACUUCAAGCAGAUUGGCGGCGAGUUCUUGUUCGAACCGGUGGAUAUUCAGAGUCCCGUUAACGCCGUACAAUGGGAGGAUAUGGAAAGGACACUUGAAAGGGCAACAAGGGAGAACAAUGAAGCGGCUGCUGCUGCUGCUGCUGCCGAGAGGAAGAGGGACAGUUCCGGCUCAAGGCUGGAACCAGACUCUGACGACAAAGAGACCGGUCUAGGUAGCGACAGCAAGGGGACAAUAACGAAGGACAAGAAGAUCUUUGGCGGCCAAGGACACAGGCCGUCGGAAGCCAGCAUCGAUGGCAAGAACGAAGAAGACGAAGGCGAGGAGAAAAAAGUGACAUGGUGUCACCGCAUGAAGACGACGAGGGAUCAUGUCGAGAUUCCUGAGCUUAUGGAGGUGCUGGGGCUUGAUGGGCAAGGGGAGCCCAUCAAGGACUCCAGGAGGUGGUCCAAGGCGCUGGAAACAAGAAAGGGAACUGGGUUUAGCAUGGCGCGUAGGAUGAACACUAUGAAGGCAGAGGCAGGAGCGUAG
Messenger RNA from Neurospora tetrasperma FGSC 2508, 1212 nucleotides. RefSeq lists its product as uncharacterized. NCBI's taxonomy places the organism in Eukaryota, Fungi, Ascomycota, Sordariomycetes, Sordariales, Sordariaceae. The record is from RefSeq and is a predicted model, not a curated record. The transcript is spliced from 2 exons. The coding region runs from base 1 to 1212 and encodes 403 amino acids.